AACAAAUUCUUUCAAUGGCAAUGUACAUAUAUUACUCUCUACCCCUUAAACAUUCCUCUACUUCUUCUUCCUGUUUCUGUUUUCUUUCUGUUGGUAGGCACUGGAUAUUUCCAUGGAAAAAUUCCAAAUGUUAUUUCCUUUUUCAUCAGCAGGGCCUCCUUCAUGUUCUUUAUCGUCAACCCUGACAAAUUCUCAUGGCUUUAACAAUUUUCAAGGAGAUAAUCCAAAUGGGUUCUUGGGAUUGAAGAUAGACAAUCAAGUACCAAGAACAGAAGAAUUCAAGGACCUUAACUCAUCAUCAUCACAAAGUAUAAACUUUUCAGUUGGGUCUGAAACCGAGCUAAAAUCAGGGCAAAAGAAGGGAGGAAAGAAGAUUAGAAAACCCAGAUAUGCUUUUCAAACCAGGAGCCGAGUUGAUAUACUAGAUGAUGGUUACCGGUGGAGGAAAUACGGCCAAAAAGCUGUCAAAAACAACAAAUUCCCAAGGAGCUACUAUCGGUGCACACAUCAAGGGUGCAACGUAAAGAAGCAAGUGCAACGUCUAACCAAAGAUGAAGGCACUGUAAUAACAACAUAUGAAGGGAUGCACACUCAUCCUAUAGAGAAGCAAACUGACAACUUUGAACAGAUACUGAACCAGAUGCAAAUUUACACUCCCUUUUGAAAUUUGAAUAUGCAUGCAUGCAUGCAUGUGUCUCUUCAACCUAGCUAGGUUAAAUUAUGUACACUUCUCUGUAGAACAUAUUUGCAAUAAGAUUGCUUUCAUGGGUAUGGCAGCAGAAGUCCAUAUCCUUCAGUAAAUUAAGUUUUCUAUUAUUGAAAUCCUCACUUGUAAGUUUAACAUUUUAGGUUAAGUGGUUUCUUCAUAUUGCAAAUUAAUUGAAUCUUUUUGUUUGGUACUUA
Molecule: messenger RNA, 903 nt
Organism: Manihot esculenta (cassava)
Lineage: Eukaryota; Viridiplantae; Streptophyta; Magnoliopsida; Malpighiales; Euphorbiaceae
Product: probable WRKY transcription factor 75
Exons: 2
Coding region: 113-664 (183 amino acids)
Biological process (GO): regulation of DNA-templated transcription
Molecular function (GO): sequence-specific DNA binding; DNA-binding transcription factor activity
Source: RefSeq, a predicted model, not a curated record